Messenger RNA from Capronia coronata CBS 617.96, 435 nucleotides. RefSeq lists its product as uncharacterized. Lineage: Eukaryota; Fungi; Ascomycota; Eurotiomycetes; Chaetothyriales; Herpotrichiellaceae. The record is from RefSeq and is a predicted model, not a curated record. The transcript has 2 exons. The coding region runs from base 1 to 435 and encodes 144 amino acids.
AUGGCGGACGACAACAAGGAAAACAGAAUCGAGAUGAACGAAAACGCCGAGAAUAUCCCUCCCGAGGGCUCAACCGAACAAAAGGGCGGUCAAGGUAGCGGCGGCGGCGGCGGCGGCGGCGGCGACAGCGGCUCGUGGUACUCAAAACCCGAAAACUUCGGCAACAAAGCCGGCGACAAGGUCGAAGGCAUGCUCUCCCCGGUCGGCAAGUACACAGGCCCGGCCCUCCAGAAGGCCGGAGGGCCCAUCGGCGGCCUCGUGGAUCCGACGAUUGGGGGCGUCAUGAGAAUGGGCAAGGGCUGGGGCGAACAAGUCGGCGUCGGCUUUGGCAACCAUGAAGGCGGACCGGCGAAGCAGGAGGAGGCGGAAGCGCAAAGGAUGAAAGAACCUGUGGGUGGGAAAGAGCAGAAUGCAGAGAACCCGUUGGGGCUGUAA